AUGCUAAAUAUCUACAAUAUUCGGGGAGUUGCUGAUUUACUUGUAGAAAACCAAGACGGAAAAAUUAUCAUUGUUGAAAUAAAAACUGGAAAUUUAAGAGAUAGUUUUUACAUUUAUCCGGUUUUAUAUUGGAUGAUGUUCAAAGAGAGAUUUUCUCUUGAAGAUUAUGUGGAGGUUUGGUGCUCAAAAUCGAACUGCAGAAUAAAAAUUGACAUCGACUAUCAAAAGGUGUCUUAUUUGAUACAUAUUAGGAAUGUGACUUCAUAUACCAAGAAGAAUAAGGUUAUCCCCAAAAUCAUAUACGACAGAAAAAAAUGUUCCGUAUGCUUUGAAAAUGACAUAUGUCACAAACUUGAUAGGGUUGCUACCAAUUCAGUUUUUUUCCAAACCAUGACUAAUGAAUUUGAAGUGGAAUGCGAAGAAGAACAUACUACAAUUCAGAAUGCAGAUGUCGUAACUUUAACCAACAAUCAGUCCAAAAUUAUUAUAGGAGACAAAGUUAAGGUUAGCAAUAAAGUUAUUAUAUUGAAUAAAAGUGGAAGAGAACUUGGAGUUUUCACACAGCCUGUUGUUGGAAAAAACUUCAUCAUAAUUAAUGAUAUAAUUAAAUUGUCGAAAGUUAAUGUGAAGAGUAUAGUUCAAAUUCAUUUUUUAAAGUUCAUUUGGAAAGAAAUUUUUACAGCCAGCAAAAAGAUUCUUGACAAUAAUCUCAACGAACUUCCAAUAAAUCUCAACAGAAUUAUGCUAACUGUUUCAAUUGAUACACUGAUAUCCUACAAUGAAGUUAAAGACUCGAUGAAGACGCGCUUUGCAAACGAAGAAGAUGUUCUAGUCUGCGGGGUAACAAACGAUUCUAUUAAUCAAUGGGUUAAUAAAUUUGAUGAAGAUCUAUCAAAUCAUACUAUUCAAGGGAGAACUAUUUUUUCGUUAUUAACAACCAAAUGUGAUUACGAUAUGAUUAUUGUUUUAGAUGCUUCGAUAAUUCCGUUUUUAGUUGGCCUGGCUGUUUUCGUCCGAUGCAAGAAUUUAAUACUUGUCGGUAAUUAUCACCAACAGAUCCCAAAGUUCUUGGAUGUUUUCAAAACCAAAUGUGUGUUAUUUGACAAGGUUAAUGAAUUUGUGGAAUCUUCCACACCAAUAGCGCAAACUAUUAUGCUGUCAAAAAUAGUGGAAUUUUUCAACUUAACGUCUAAUAUAAUAAAAUUUUCUCCAAGUUCUGAUACUGAUUGGUCAUGUAUUGAUAUACCACUAACAAACAUUGAUGCAUAUACCAAAAAGGGGUUUGAUAAUUAUUGGUUGGCUGAUAUGCUCCAGAAACAAAUUAUAUUUCUAGAAACAACUAAUAUUAGAAUGGGGGAGGAGCUUCCAGACCAGGUAAAAAUAUCCCUUAUCAGAACAAUUAUUGAUAGUUUGAUUUCAGUCAAUAUGAGUAAAGAAAAAAUAGGUAUAUCCAGUGUUGGGGGUUACAUGUACCCAUCGUUGAAUUCCAAGGUUGACAUUUUCCCAUACAGACCUCAAAUCAAAGAUAUCAUGAUUAUAUGCUUCUUUGAAUUCAAUCAGUAUAAUUACAAGAGUAAAGAAGAUAAAUAUAAUAUGGUGAUGAAUGCUAUUAGUUCCACGAAGGAUCGCCUAAUAAUGUUAGGCAGCCUCCAAAGUAUCAAAUCCAAUAAUCAUUUCAACAAAUUAGUAGACGUCAUUGAAAGAAGUGGGAUUUAUUAUGAGUUGCCAGUUGGUGCAAAUUUGAUGUAUGAUUUUAGUUAG
Candida tropicalis MYA-3404 is the source of this 1761-nucleotide messenger RNA. RefSeq lists its product as uncharacterized. The transcript has a single exon. Lineage: Eukaryota; Fungi; Ascomycota; Pichiomycetes; Serinales; Debaryomycetaceae. The coding region runs from base 1 to 1761 and encodes 586 amino acids. The record is from RefSeq and is a predicted model, not a curated record.